AUGGACCAGAACCUAUCUGAAGAAGACAUGAUGUUUGUCGCACGGGGUGAUAUAGCGUGUGGAAACUUGUCAAGCGUAACAAAGCCUAGCAAAGCGUUUCAAUCCUUGAUUAAGCGUCUCAAUUCGUUGGAAAGCUUGAGAGUCCUUCAUGAAAGUGUUUGUGAAAAACUGGGAAUUAUGGGUCCAGAGAGUGAAUAUUUUGGUCUGCAAUACACAGGCAGGAAGGGAGAAAGCCUGUGGCUGAAUACCCGCAACCAGAUAGACCGCUGUCUCCAGGCUCCAUGCAGGCUAAAGCUGAAAGUGAAAUUCUUUGUCCAACCUCACCUGUUGUUACAAGAAUCAACAAGACAUGAGUUUUACUUACAAAUUGUUGAGGACUUCCUCCAGGGGGCACUGACAGUGACUCAAAGACAUCAACUUAUUAAAAUGGCUUCCUUAAUCGCACAAGUUGAGACUCCUUAUCAUGACAGUCAGAACAUAAACCUUGAAUCAUACACAACAUUUAUUCCAGAGCCCAUAUUAAGGGAUCUCCACAAUAGUGAUGACACUUCUGAGCUUAGAUCUCUAGUCCAAGAUGUGUGCAGUGAACAUUCAAAACUUGGUGAUAUUACAUCAUCACUUGCGUCAUAUAAGGUGCUACAAGAAGCGACGCUCUAGCCUAAUUGGGGCGUGGAAAAUUAUGAUGUACUUAGUGAGUGUGAAAGGGUCCAAUAUACAAUGGUUGUUGGUAAUGGAAUAACAUUGUCAGAUAUGCAGCAUAAUAUUAUACAGAGGUA
Messenger RNA from Owenia fusiformis, 776 nucleotides. The record is from the annotation of a GenBank genome assembly. NCBI's taxonomy places the organism in Eukaryota, Metazoa, Annelida, Polychaeta, Sabellida, Oweniidae.